AUGUCGAACGUAUUAGAAGAUAAACUAGUCACUCAAAUGGUUAUACCAGUAUGUGAGGAAACUUAUUUUAAUACAAAAUGGAACUCCAAUAGGGAGCAGCUAUGCCAGUACGACAUGCUAUAUCACCCACCAGAUUACAACCCUAAAGCUUCAAGAUCUGAUCGCCAAGAACCAAAGAUAAUAAAGAGGAAUAUAUGGGAACAGGAAUUACAUAAAGGAAUCGCUUCAACGACUCACUUUCAAUUAAGUCGACCAAAAUGGAAGCCAUACGAUUUACCAACAAAAGAAUUUGUUAGAGUGCAAGUAAAAAACGAAAAUCCCCAUAUGCGUAUCUACAGCGUUCUGGAAUGGGCUGUGCUUCUUAACGAAGGAAAACCAAGUUUAUGCAAUGACUAA
Molecule: messenger RNA, 396 nt
Organism: Danaus chrysippus (African queen)
Lineage: Eukaryota; Metazoa; Arthropoda; Insecta; Lepidoptera; Nymphalidae
Source: the annotation of a GenBank genome assembly